Copidosoma floridanum is the source of this 1374-nucleotide messenger RNA. RefSeq names its product inactive CLIP domain-containing serine protease A3-like. Gene Ontology annotation, molecular function: serine-type endopeptidase activity. Gene Ontology annotation, biological process: proteolysis. NCBI's taxonomy places the organism in Eukaryota, Metazoa, Arthropoda, Insecta, Hymenoptera, Encyrtidae. The record is from RefSeq and is a predicted model, not a curated record.
UGCCUUGCGCUCAUCCUUUCCGUGGUAUCACGUUCACUUAUUAUUACCAUACUCUAAUAAUAUUCUAGUUCAAGCCCUGCGUAUGCUUUAAGUGCACGAAUACCUACAAUGUGCCUUUAUCUUACAAAUGGUGAAAGGACAAUGCUCGUAAUACUAAUGAUUGUUUGUGCGUGGGACCGAGUUGUGGGACAGUUUGAAAACGGGAUAGUGUUCAGCAGCGGCCCGACGACACGUGCUCCUGCUCCUGCUUCUACGACAAAUCCACCUGCUCUCUUGAUCCCGGAUAGCAAGUGUUCUUGCAUACUCGGCAGCGCCUGUCCGAAUCAAGGACCUACCAUUGACAUUCGCAUUGUCAACAACGGCGUCAACACUAAAUGCCCUACGAAUUAUAUGCUUUGCUGUGGAGGAACACCCAACCAACCUACUCCAACAGAUCCAGCAUGUGGUGUGCGUAGAUUUGUUCAGCCAAACCCUCAGCCAGUUGUUGGACAGGCAAGCUUUGGCUCUUAUCCUUGGCAAGCUGCUGUACUUGAUCUUCAGGAGGCCUACAAAGGCUCGGGCGUGCUCCUCGAUGCCACACAUGUUCUCACAGCAGCCCAUAAAGUUUCAUCUUAUGUCAACAAUCCGGCAUCGCUGUUGGUUCGUGUGGGUGAUUGGAACGCUAGAGAGACGACCGAGCCCUUUAAAUUUGUUCAGGCAUUGGUUGCCAAAAUCACCGUUCAUCCAAAUUUUAAUCCCACCACUCUCGAGAACGACGUAGCUGUUAUAAGAAUCAAUGGGGUCAUUCCUAUCGCCUCAUACCCGAACGUGAAUACAGCCUGUAAGCCAACAUCUACACCCGCCACAGGUACUAGGUGCUACGUAUCAGGUUGGGGUAAGAAUGCGUUUACGAGUGGAUCCUACCAGAGUAUCAUGAGGGAAGUGGACGUGCCGAUUUUAGACAUCUAUGACUGUGAAAAUCGGUUGAGACAAACGAGACUUGGACCCACGUUUACUCUCAAUAAAAUGAGCUUUUUGUGUGCUGGCGGAGAAGUUGGAAAAGAUGCGUGCACGGGUGAUGGAGGGUCACCUCUAGUGUGCCAAGGCAACAACAAUCAGUGGUCCGUUUACGGACUAGUCGCCUGGGGGAUUGGCUGUGCUAAUCCUGGAAUACCAGGAGUGUACACCAACGUAUUUAACUUUUUGCCUUGGAUCAAUAAUGCCUUAACACAAUAAAAUAAAUGAUGAAUGUAAAAAAAAAAAAAAAAAAUAUUUUAUAGGAAGCUAAUGAUGGUUGUAAUAAUUAACUUGAAAACAUUUAAUAAGUGUAACCGUCAAUUUUAUCAGCAAAAAACAUACGGUUUUUUCUAAAAUUAUGGCUGUUUGAAAAAAACU